UAGCCAAGUAUGGUGCACUAUGAAGAAUUGGGUCCGUUGCUGCAGGACCAACCCACCACUAGUAGAGUACUUGAUGGGAGAUUUGCCAGAGGCGCGUAUUAUCGAGUCGUGUCCCUUCACCAACGUCGGGAUCGACUAUUCUGGCCCAUUUUACAUCAAGGAGAGAAGGGAUCGCAAUCGUCGAAAGGUCAAGAUCUACGUAACCAUAUUCGUAUGUCUGACAACCAAAGCGGCGUAUAUCGAGCUAGUCUCCGAUCUCACAACCGACGCCUUCAUUGCCACUCUACGCCGAUUCAUCUCUCAGCGAGGAUAUUGCGCGACAAUUCACUCAGAGAAUGGCACCAACUUUGUCGGAGCCAACAAUGAACUCAAGAAACUUCGGAUUCUCUUGCAAUCCGAUGACCACAAAGAAUGGGUGCAGGUUUUUCUAGCCAACAACACUCAGUUUCAGAAGAAGAGUGCAGCGGGCUGUGGCAGCUAGUAGGGACAACGCUGGCCAGUUGGUAACUGAAUUCAAGGAAGCAAGGAGAAGGCUAAGAAGAGCGAUCGAACGCAACAAGGAGGAAAAGUGGUAGGAGUUUUGUGCAACUAUGGAUCAAUAUCCUUGGAGUAGAUCAUAUCGAGCUGUAAGAGUUAAAAUGGCUCGAAAUACACCGCCGGAUGGUCUCCGUAAGGACAGAAUGGCGAGAAUUCUGGAGGAUACUUUCAUCGCCAGACGAGUGGAGCAAGGAGACGAAGUACAUUGGUCUCAGAUCCCGCAGACG
Messenger RNA from Bombus impatiens (common eastern bumble bee), 764 nucleotides. RefSeq lists its product as uncharacterized. The coding region runs from base 20 to 481 and encodes 153 amino acids. The record is from RefSeq and is a predicted model, not a curated record. The transcript has a single exon. NCBI's taxonomy places the organism in Eukaryota, Metazoa, Arthropoda, Insecta, Hymenoptera, Apidae. Gene Ontology annotation, molecular function: nucleic acid binding.